Mya arenaria is the source of this 3322-nucleotide messenger RNA. RefSeq names its product PRKCA-binding protein-like. The transcript has 10 exons. Gene Ontology annotation, molecular function: phospholipid binding; protein domain specific binding; protein kinase C binding. The record is from RefSeq and is a predicted model, not a curated record. Gene Ontology annotation, cellular component: synaptic vesicle; postsynaptic density; trans-Golgi network membrane. The coding region runs from base 382 to 1668 and encodes 428 amino acids. Lineage: Eukaryota; Metazoa; Mollusca; Bivalvia; Myida; Myidae. Gene Ontology annotation, biological process: intracellular protein transport; dendritic spine maintenance; receptor clustering.
ACGUGGCAUGUGUAGGAUUUAUGUACAAAUGUUGGUUUUAGGUUUACUGGAAUAUAUAAAGCAAUGACCAUUGUAUUUUUAAAGUGUUUUAUAGUUUGCCUUAUGUAUGGGAUGUGAGAGUGUUUUCCAAAGCAGCUAUUAUAAAUUGUUUUAGGACUGAGUGAAUGUAAAUAACACUGCUAAUCUAAACAAUUUGACAGUACCGUACUUCCUGGAUUCUGCACUGUUUAGAAGGAUGGUGGUAUAACAGAAUUGCCAAGGUCAAAGUUUAAGAAGAAAUACACUGCUUGACCAUAGUUUGUAUGUACAUGUUCUGUUUGAAAGUGAUCAGUGUGGAGUAAGUGCUAGGUAUUGUGAUUUGUGAGUGUCUGGUAUGUCACUAUGAGUACGACCUUCAAGGAGUACCAGUAUGAGUAUGAGCCAGUGGCUGAGGAAGACUGGGAGGAGUACUGGCUCGAUGAUAACAAGUUCACCCAGCUGCCCUGGGAAGACCUCAGAGGCAUGACAGUGACCUCUGGGUCAGUGACCUUGACAAAAGAUGAGAAGAACCUGAUAGGCAUAAGUAUUGGGGGUGGGGCCCCUCUGUGCCCUUGCCUGUAUGUGGUACAGAUCUUUGACAAUACCCCUGCUGCCAAGGAAGCCACCCUGCAAUCUGGAGAUGAGCUGGUUGGGGUCAACGGGCAAUCCAUGAAAGGUCGCUCCAAGGUUGAGGUCGCCAGAACUAUACAGUCAAUAAAGGGAGAAGUGACGAUCAAUUACAACAAGCUACAUGCUGAUCCAAAGCAGGGCAAAUCACUGGACAUAGUGCUGAAGAAAGCAAAACAUCGGGUGGUAGAAUCGUUAAACUCAAACACAGCAGAUGCCCUUGGUCUCAGUCGAGCCAUUCUCUGUAACGAUGGUCUGGUAAAGAAGCUACAGGAGUUGGAGCGUACAGCAGAGACGUACAAGGGCCUCAUUGAGCAUGCCAAGAAAUUACUCAAGGCAACAUUUGACCUCUCACACUCUCACAAGGCAUUUGGUGAGGUGUUUAGCAGUAUCGGUGUACGGGAGCCCCAGCCGGCCGCCAGUGAAGCCUUCUCCAAGUUCGGGGAAGCACACAGGGACAUGGAGAAGUUUUCCUUCAAAAUGCUUAAAACUGUCAAACCAAUGAUCAGUGACCUCAAUACGUUCCUGAACAAGGCAGUGCCAGAUACUAGGCUGACGGUCAAGAAAUAUCUUGAUGCUAAGUUUGAGUACCUGUCGUAUUGCCUGAAGGUCAAGGAGAUGGAUGAUGAGGAGUACAGCUAUGCCGCCCUCCAGGAGCCACUAUACCGUGUAGAGACUGGAAACUAUGAGUACAGACUGGUGUUAAGAUGCAGACAGGAAGCUCGUAUAAAAUUUGCCAAGAUGCGGUCAGAUGUUCUAGUAAAACUGGAGCUGUUGGACCAAAAGCAUGUCCAGGAUAUAGUGUUCCAGCUGCAGAGGUUCGUGUCAGGUAUGGCCAAGUACCACAGUGACUGUCACGCUGUCAUGAAGGAUGCCAUUGUGUUUCCCAUCGAGGUGGAUUUAUCUCGUGGGACGUUCACCUAUGACACAUCACAGCAGUUUAACGAUGAAGAGGAGGAUGAAGAGGAAUCCCACAUAGAUACAGGAAUGGAGUUCUCCGGGGAUCUUAUAUCCACUGACUGAUAAUUGUGUAAUUGUCUCACGUAGAUAUGGUAAAGGAGUUCUCUGGGGAGCUUAUAUCCGUUCACUGAAUAUUUUGUCAUUCAGAAUUGUAGGAUUUUAGAAAAGGUUAAAACUAGCCAAAGAUUAAAAAAAAUGAUAAGCCAUAUUGGUUUGUUUGUAGGAAAACAUAGCUGUUGAGAUUCAUUGGAUGAAAAAAAAAAAUUAAAAUGAAUUAGUAAAUCCAAAAAAGCGUGUAAAAGAAUAAUUCCUUUUCUUAUUUUUAUACUAAAAAGAGUGUAAAAGAAUAUUUCCUUUUCUUAUUUUACAAACAAAGCUUUUCCAUUUCUAGAGUAAUUAGAUGUGCAUUUGAAUAAUGUAAGGCUAUUUAAGAAUCUACGGUACAUACAUUCAAGAGAAAACUAUUCAACAAAGUGUUGUGACAUAUUGAAACUAUUUACGGCAUGUUAGUAUGGCUGUAAGAUUUUAGAUAAUGCAUGUGUGAUUAACUUAUGAGGAGAUCUUGGUCUGCACUUCCUUUGAAUGUCGAUGUGAAAUACGUAAAACUGUAUUUAUUUGCAAGGCAAGAGAGAUAGUACAGUGAUGAAUGGACUAUGUUUUGUGCAAUAUGUUGUUACUGUUUUGUUAUUUGUAUGUGAAACUACACAAUUACAUUUUAUGUGACAAUAGUUUAUCUUUGAUUGUGCAGUUUGAUAUUGUUUUUGGCUGGAUUCUUUGUUAAGUUUUGAACUUACGUUUUACUGGAUUGUGAAAAUGAACUUAUUUUCUCUGACAAACAUCUAUUUUGUAUGGCCUGGUUGUUCAAAACUCUCGUUAAAUUACUUACGCUUACGCUGACGUGUUAACGUUAACCAUAAGCGUUAACGUAAACUAACGAAAUCAGCGUUAUCCUGUUGUUCAAAAUUCUAUUGGCGUAAGCGUUACCUAACACUGAUGUAACAAUUACCAUUUGGCGUUAACAUCAGCGUUAAGCUCACUUCCUGUUUGUAUUUCCAUAAUCCUUUACAAUUUCUGUGGCCUGAUGUGGUAAAAAUACAAUUAAGCUAACCCUGUCUAUUUUGUUACAGUAUAUGUCUUUCACCAAAAAAUGUUCAUGCAUUCCUACUUGUCUCAUCUAACGGUUACAUUCCAUUCAUGCAUUUAAGUGAUCUGUCUUACUACGCAUUGAAUCUCCAUUUUUAAGGUCUGAUAUUUGAUAUUUUCAAACUGUUUUUGUUAUUUUGUGCAAUAUAAAGACAAACUUGUGAAAUCCUGUUAUGUUCUACAUUGCUUGUAUCAGUUUGUAUUUCAUGUUAAAUUAUAUUGUCAUAAGAUAAAAAUGUUUUGGCAACUGGCAUUGAACUAAAAUGUGAAGAUAUUUAUAAGUAAGUUGUAAAAAGAUACCCAUGGGGUAUACUUGAAAACCUGUUAAGUUGCAAUUAUGCAAUUAUUAUACUGGAAUUAAAUACUACAAACAAUCUGGGACCAAUAACAUCUUACUCCCAGUUACAAUUAAUUGUUCACAUCAAAUCAUUCCUUUUUGUGUAAAACAUUGUUGUGUGACUAAGUUAAAUGAUUUGUUACUUUAAAAUAGAAAGUCUAUGUCGUUAUUCAUAUUUCAUUCCAUGGAAUUAUAGUAUUUAUGUUGUAAUUAAAAGAAAUAAAACCAAAAAAAAUA